AUGCCUAUCUUCAACGUCGGGUCUAUCGUCAUACAGCUCGUGGUCUUCGUGACAACCCUCGUGAACUUCCACUCCGCCUUGGCCCACGUUGAGCCGGUCCUGCUCAUUGUCCUCUACAUCCUGUCCAAGGUUCUCGGCCGCGCGCCCGAGGACUUCUGGACGUUGACAUGCCACGACCCGUGGUGUCAGACCCAGAGGCCGCCCUCAACGGAUAUGUAA
This is a messenger RNA of Neoarthrinium moseri, 219 nucleotides long. RefSeq lists its product as uncharacterized. Lineage: Eukaryota; Fungi; Ascomycota; Sordariomycetes; Amphisphaeriales; Apiosporaceae. The transcript has a single exon. The coding region runs from base 1 to 219 and encodes 72 amino acids. The record is from RefSeq and is a predicted model, not a curated record.